Schistosoma haematobium is the source of this 4401-nucleotide messenger RNA. RefSeq lists its product as uncharacterized. The record is from RefSeq and is a predicted model, not a curated record. The coding region runs from base 376 to 786 and encodes 136 amino acids. The transcript has 7 exons. NCBI's taxonomy places the organism in Eukaryota, Metazoa, Platyhelminthes, Trematoda, Strigeidida, Schistosomatidae.
AGACACAACAUGUUAUCUUCUCAAUCGAUGUCAUUUUUUCUGAUCGUCGUCUGGCUUUACGAAUUCUUCAAAUGCCAGGAUCAUUGUGAAGAACGUGAAUGGAUGACUUUGGAAAAAGUAAUUUUUGAAAACCGGUCAUAUCGAUAUUCUCAGCAUUAUAUGUAUUUCCAGAGCAUCAGUAUUAACAAGUCUCAGCCAGCUGUGAAUGGAAGUUUCAAUAUACGCAAUUAUUUCUGGGUAAGCUGAAUACAUUUUUUGAUGAAGGUACUUGUGCCUGUGUUUACGCCUUUUUAGACAGUUAAACCGAAACUGUCGCCCAGAUAUUACGGUAGUCAGUUCACAGAAUUCUCUAUUGGCUCUACUGGUGAAAUAAAUAUGCACGGAGAAGACAGCUUCGGAUAUAUCAGACCGUUUACUUUAAAAAUUAAAUUUCUUGAUAUUGAGAUUUCGGAUGAGAAAGAACUACUUGCUGUCAGAUGGUUUAUUAAUGAAGACGUUGAUGGUAAACAGUUUACAGCCAAGGUAACUUGCCUAAUCCAUCCGAAUGGGAAGAUAAUUUUGUAUUAUGAUAACAUUCCAACGGAAAUUAAAGACGUUGAAUGGAACCCGGUAAUCAUGGGUAAAUUCAAAUGUGGAGAAAGUAAGAAACAUUUCAACGAAUGUUGUCAGCACAUUGAUAUCUGGUUACUCACAUUAUCAGUCAUCUUUUUGUGUUAUAUUACUUUUUGUUUUUACACUGUUUAUCAGCACGUCAAUACAGAACAUUCCUUUAUUCUAUCACAGUGAUCCAGUUUAGUUUUCUUACAGUUUACGUUAAAGACUUGAUUUGCUUGUAAAAACAAGUGAUAUAAAUGUCGUUGAAGUGUUGUGGAUAAUUGUGCAAAAUGAAAUUGAUAUGUGUCUUGUAAAAGCACUGUUCAAAUUUCAUUUAAUGUUCAACAUUCAACGUUAGAUAGAUGUUCACACUCCUUGUAGGAAAAUUUCAGUGUCACAACUGAUUGUGAAUAUUAGUGUAAGCUAAUUGUCAAAGUGUUUGAUAUUUGCGAAUAGGGCUCUCGAACAUAGAACCACUAUUAUAAAAUGAAUUGAAAUACAAGUUCAUAUGCAUUCAAUUCAACAACUAUCAUACUUGAUGAUGCCACAGAAAUGAUUCAAAGCGAGAUCGUUAUGGUGUCAAUUCAGAUUUCUGGACAUAUGAAUGAUGAGAUUAAAGAAAUGAGAUUUACACUCAUUUAUUUUUUAACUUACAGUACACAAGUCGCACUUUCAGUACUCAGUCUCCACUCAAAAUGAAGUGUGUAUUGUAUGAAACAGAAUAAAACGAAUGGUACUGAAUGGACAUUGAUCGAUUUUGAUGUACAUAAUUAAUUUUUGAACAUACUAGAUAAUCAGCAACUUAUCUUAUAUGAGACAUUUACCAGUUCCGUGUUUAGACCACAACUUAAAUGGUGCAAAUACCCUGUUGUAUUUAUAAACGAAUUCUGAAUUUUACAUGUCUUUUCUUGUUAAAUAUAUCACAGAAUAUGCAGCACCAUCUCGCAUAACUACUCCUGCAACAUGGAUCAACAGUGGAACAUGGGUGGAAUAUGAAGCUGUCAGACGUAUGUUAUAACUUAUUUAAUCAGCCAUCACUACCUUCACACUUGAAAACAUCACUUUUAUUUCAACGAUUUGAACAUUCCAUGUAUAAUUUUAUUCUACUACCACAUGAUAUCGAGGUAUCUAUCCUAAAUGACAUUCCAUAUAUCAAUAAUAACUACACAUCGAUUCGUUUGUUGAAUGAUGAAAAGGAUUCAAAACCCAUUUUGAACCAAUAUUGAAGUCUUCACUUUGACCAAAAAGUGACUUGACCACAAAGCAACUAAACGAUAAAUGAGAUGAUGUUAGUUCUGAAUAAAAUUAAAUGUCCGUGAGUUGGUUGUGCGUUGACGAGGAAGUGUCCGAAUUUUCCUUUGAUACAUGUGAAAUGUAAUCUUGCUGAUGUAGUGAAUUCGCGAAUACUUCGGAAACGACUGCCUAUUUUCCAAAAUCUUUGCUUUGUCAUACAUAUACGAUCAAUUGAAGGUAUGGAUAAGUCACGUCUCCAAAUUACAAUUUAUCAUAGCCAGUUUGAGAAUUAUUUCCACAUUAUGAAAAUGUGUGCCUUCUCAUAAAUAUGUCCAUUGAGUAACUAUAAACAUAUUUUAGUUCACCAUGUUUUAGUCGACUAAAAUAAUAUUUUAAGUAGUGAGAGAAUCAUUCCAUGAUAUAAUAAUCAGAUCGCCGUCAAUAUUCUGCGAAUAAGAUAUUCCAGUCAUCAUCAAUGAAUCUUUACCGAUCCAACUAGUCUCAUAGAUUAACUGACAGCACAAAUAACAGAAUGCAGUUACAUACUUUCAUAUCAUCAACCACAGUAGGUCGACUGAAAUCUCUUCAAGAAAAUCAUCAUUGAUCAUUCUAAAAACGAUGUCAGACUUCCUUUGUCGUUUGACUGGAUUGACAUAAUUAAAACACGAUAUUAAGUCUGAAAACAAAUGAAUUUCUUGAAUUCGGUUCAUUCACAAAAGUGAUGUCAUCUAAAGAAACUGUACAACAAUGAAAACUUUAAUGUAACGUGCCUUGCUGAGUCCACUGACAGCAUCGUUCGUACACGUCUGAAUGUAAACAGUUAUUGAAAUCCAUCGUUCAUACUUGACAUUUGACAUAGUUUCAGUCAAUUCAAACAUGAUGUUGCAAAACAUGAUUGAAAUUGAUAGUGCACUGAAUAUUGCAUUAUGCAUCGUAGUGACAAUUUUCCAGUGAGUGAAAUGGUCACUUAACGCCGAAAUCACCAUUAUUUUAUUGGGUUAUUGUUACAUGUUUUGUAAUUCACUUACCUUUUAUUUGGCAACUUCAAAUUAAAUCAUGUCAUUCUUUUCACAGACUAUUGUAUAAAAAACACUUCGCCUAAAGCAUGCCAAAACGCAACAACAUCGAGUAUAACUUGUUUUUGGUGUGAUGAAGCGAACAUAUGCAUUGAUGAUACUGACCAGGAUGCUCAUAACAUGAAAGUUAAUAACUGCCGCGCUAAGGUUAGUAAUUCUUAAUCUUCACAGGUCGAUUCCAAUAUUGGAAAAUUACACAUUUCGUGUACACCCAUUCACUCGAAGGAACAUCUUUUCUUUACGAGUAAAAAAUAACUUGUACACUACCCUCAAUGACUAAAUUAAAGUUUUGUAUACGUUGACGUCCACUGAUCCCAUAUGAGUACCAUGAUUUCUUUCUAUGGAAUGAGUAAACAAUAAAUUGAAGCGUUCAUUGACACUAAUACUCGAAAAGAUAAUGAUAUUUCAGCUCAUUGAAAGUGUGGUUAUUUUAGAAACCGCAUAUCUAUGUGGAUUGUUGCAAAAUACCGAUGAAACCAGUUUGAUUGAAGAAAUGUAACCUGUUGGAAUUUGUGUUUCAUGUUUUGAUAAUUAGUUGAAGUAGACUCCAUUGUUGAAGUUCAGAACGAGAAUUCCUGACUCUCUGCUGAGUAAUAUGUAACCUGGUCACAUUGUUUUAAUUUUAAAAAAUCAAUUUUAAGUUUAUUGGUUUUUAUUCGGAUUGUGAUUAGAUACGACAUACAGAACACAAAUUUCAUCACACAAUUGAGUCGUCUAUUAAUUUCAGAAUGGUGUGUACUCAGCAUACAGACAGUCAAAUCGGUAGUUGAUGUUCUAAAUGAUUGUACGAAUGCAAAUUGAGUAACUAUUUUUUGAAUAUUAUUCUAUUAUCAAUGAUGACAAUUGUGCAUAAUGAUUACUAAAUUGAUUGAACAAUAUUUCACAUUUGAUAACAAAUGCUUUUGUUUUGUUUAUUAAGAAGAACCCAGAUGUGAAUGGUUUGAGUACACAAACACCCAUCAAACACAUUGAAACAACAUCGAGCGCUGGUGAAUUUCCGGUUACAGAAAGCCCCAAGGAAACUACAGAAGAAACUGGUGAACACUCGAACAUGACUACUGAAGAGAAUCUAGAGAAGAAAUCAUCUUGGUACUUGUAUAUAGUGAUUCCUUUGAUCAUCACUUUCUUUGCUGGAUGUGUUGGUUUUGUAAUUUGGAAACGGCUACAUAAAAGAAACCGAAGUGAAGAAUGAUUCUCAGAAAUGUCUCAUAACUUUUUAUUAUUAUUCCAAAUUGUUUUCAUUUCGUACUUCUUUAGAACACUUUCCAUAUUGUUAUUCACCUAAAUAGUUUGGAAUUAUGUACAUUCUUAUGGUUGUUUACGUAAUGUAAUCUUAUUGACAAAAUAUAGAACAUGAUUUUUACUAUUUGUGUGAUUUUCUUCAUUGAAUAGAAACUGUGUAGGGUUAAAUAAAUCCCCAAAAUAAAUGGCUCUGUAAGCUUUCGACAUUGGAUGCUGACCAUAUUAGUUUUAAUGCACUCACCUAGCUGAAGGCGAU